Messenger RNA from Erythranthe guttata (spotted monkey flower), 1763 nucleotides. RefSeq names its product putative glucan 1,3-beta-glucosidase A. Lineage: Eukaryota; Viridiplantae; Streptophyta; Magnoliopsida; Lamiales; Phrymaceae. The record is from RefSeq and is a predicted model, not a curated record. Gene Ontology annotation, cellular component: cytoplasm; actin cytoskeleton. Gene Ontology annotation, biological process: cell migration; establishment or maintenance of cell polarity; polysaccharide catabolic process. Gene Ontology annotation, molecular function: hydrolase activity, hydrolyzing O-glycosyl compounds; actin filament binding.
AGAGAGAGAGAGAGAGAGAGAGAGAGAGAGAGAUGAAGAUAUAUCCAAUCCUUUUUAUGACAUGUUAUUCUUGUAUGUUUUUGAUAUCCAAUAGUAAUGGAAGGACAGUUCCCGACAGUAGCAUUCCUCCGGUUAGAGCAGUUAAUCUUGGAGGCUGGCUUGUUGCUGAAGGUUGGAUCAAACCUUCCCUUUUCCAAGGCAUUCCCAACAGCGAUUUCCUGGAUGGAACUGGAGUGCAGUUCAAAUCAGUUACAGUGGGAAAAUACUUGUGCGCUGAAAGUGGAGGAGGAACCGUUAUAGUUGCCAACCGUUCAUCUGCUUCUGGAUGGGAAACAUUCUCUCUAUGGAGGAUCAAUGAGAGGACUUUCAACUUUAGGGUUUUCAACAGAAAAUUUGUAGGAAUCAACGGGAUUGAUACAGUUGCAUUAGCAGAUGCACCUGGUCAAACCGAAACCUUCGAAAUUCAAAGAAAUCCCGACGAUUUAAACCGCGUACGAAUCAAAGCCCCUAACGGAUUCUUUCUCCAGGCGAAGACGGAGGAUUUAGUUACAGCAGAUUACGAAGGAAGUAAUGGUGGAUGGGGAGACGAUAACCCAUCGAUUUUCCUAUUAACAAUAAGCGGAAGAAUGCAAGGUGAAUAUCAACUCACUAAUGGCUACGGCCCUAAUCUCGCUCCACAAGUAAUGCAGGAACAUUGGAGCACAUUUAUAGUAGAAGAGGACUUCAAUUUCAUAAAGAAAAAUGGGCUAAAUACAGUUAGAAUUCCGGUUGGGUGGUGGAUUGCUAGUGACCCUUCUCCACCUAAGCCUUAUGUAGCUGGAUCAUUGCAAGCCCUAGACAACGCUUUUUCCUGGGCCCAAAAAUAUGGGAUAAAAGUGAUCGUUGAUCUACACGCAGCACCCGGUUCACAAAACGGUUGGGAGCACAGUUCCUCCCGAGACGGUUCUCAAGAAUGGGGACUAACCGACGACUCCAUCGAAGAAACCGUCCUCGUCAUCGACUUUUUAACCGCUCGGUAUGCAAGUAGCCCGAGUUUAUUUGCGGUGGAGUUAAUAAACGAGCCGCUUUCACCUGGUGUUUCAUUGGAGAAUUUAAGCAAGUAUUACAGAGGUGCGUAUGAUGCUGUCCGUAAAUACUCGGAGACGGUUUACGUGGUUCUGUCGAACCGGUUAGGGCCGAGUGAACCGACCGAGUUAUUCGGUCUAGCAAACGGGUUCACUAAAUCGGCGAUUGACGUACAUUACUACAAUCUCUACUCGAGUAUAUUCGAUAAUAUGAGUGUCCAGCAGAAUAUUGACUACGUCUACAAUAACCGGUCCGCACAGUUGACCCAGAUCACUACUUCAAAUGGCCCCCUUAUUUUUGUCGGGGAAUGGGUCGCGGAGUGGCAAGUGAGAGGGGCGGCGAAGGAGGAUUACCAAAGAUAUGCGGCGGCGCAGCUAGAGGUGUUUGGGCGGGCUAGCUUUGGGUGGGCUUAUUGGACUCUGAGAAAUGUCAACAAUAUUUGGAGUUUGGAAUGGAUGAUUAAUAAUGGAUAUCUCCAACUUUAAUUUCAUCACUUUAAUUUGAUGAUUAGUAAGUUCACAUUUUGGGCUGCUAAUUGAUUAAAAUAAAAUAAACAUGUACACAUGUCAUAAAAAUAAAUCAUCUCCUAAUGGGCCUUCAUGGGUUUGUACUAGAUUGAAACUACUUAAUGGGCUAAAUGUGUAACCUUAUUAUCCGGUUCACCCAACAACUCGAAUGGGCCUAAUAAUUAUCUUGUC